CACACAUUCUGGUCCCAGUCAUCAUGAGCGCCGUGGCGACGUGGGAGAAAAUCCUUCCGCAGCAAGGGAACGACUGGACUCUGGCGGAGGAUGCAGCACUGGCGAGCCAGCUCAAGCUUUUCUCGCAGCAACUUUUUGCCAAGACGAAGGAGCUCGAGAACUCGAUAUGGGAGCUCGGACUCGCUGCUGAAAAAUCCGACGUUCGCUUAAACAACACGAUCAACCAUUUCCUCAUGCUGAGUGACAGCCAAUUCAUUGAAAAUCGCGUGUACGAAGAGGACGAAGACGAGAUUGUCAAGGACGAGAUGAAGACCACCACCGAGCCGUCGUCCACAGCGACGACUGCGCCGGGUGAGGCCACAACGACAGAAUCGAAAGACGUUGCCACCGAAGAUGCGAAGAAGAAGGAGAUCCAAGUGGUCGAUCAAUACAGGACGGCGUUGACCCUCGGCAUGGAAGCACUCAAGCUAUUUGCUGUCGGUGACGAAGAAGAUGUGCUCGACAUCUACAACGAGAGACCUUUGCCGUUUGUAAUCGGUACGAAGGAGUUCCUGGAAGAUGAGUACUUGGGUCUGGGGGCGGCCCCCGAUUCCGACGAUGAAAAUGACGAGGACGAGUCGGGUGAGGACUAUUCAUCGGAGGAGGAGGAAUCCGAAGAGGAAGAGUCGGAGGAAGAUGAAGAAGAAGGAUCAGAGGAAGAAGAGUCGGACGAAGAAAGCAUUGAGCCCGUCCAAGCAAAACGACCGCCGAUGCCCCCAAUGCCUCCUCCGCGACCGAGCGAGGAAUGGGAAAACGAGUCGACAGAUGAUCUGUUUGGUCAGCGCACACCGAAACCAAGGGCCCAAGCCAGUGCCGCCCCAAGUCGCAGAGGUCUCUUCGGCAUGGACGACGACGAUGAUGAUGACAGCGACGACAGCCAUCCCGGUCCCUCCACGUCCAAGGCAAAGAGCAACUCCUUGUUUGCCCCCGAAGACUUGGGACGUGACUUGUUUGAUGGAAAGCCAUCCGCGGCUGCGCCAGCCCCCCCUCCUAAACUUGACUUGUUUGGGGAACUCAGAGCUCGGGCUGGUAAGACUCGCGUAGCGUCAGAUGACGACGAUUCAGACGAGGGACUAUUUGGUUCGUCAUCGAAACCUCCUGCCAGACAACCCAGUGCCGCCGCGACACCCGCUGGGCUGUCGCUGUUUGGAGAGAGCGACAGCGAUGCUGAAUCGUCGUCAAGUGGGCUCUUUGGAAGGCAAACAUCAACCGCAAUGGAUUUGAAGCGGCCUCCGCCUGGCGCGGUACCGCUUCCCCAGCAACUCACGCGCGCCGACAGUAACGACUCGAGCCUGUUUGGAACCACAACACGCCCUCGUGCUGAAGCAAAACAACCAGCAAACGCGAAGUCAUCGAAACUUCUCUUUGACAGUGACGACGACAGUGAUGAUGGCGGUGGAUUGUUUGGUGUUGCGUCAAAAGCUCCUGUCCCACCUGCUGCCUCCAUUGCAGCAGCGCAACCAAAGGCAACUCCUCCAGUUCCUGCAAAAACAGCCAGUGCCAAGGCCACAUCACCGUCCUCCUUCUUUAACGACGGCAGUGACGAUGACAGCGAUGACGGUUUGCUGUUUGGGUCAAAGCCUACCCCGCCUCCAGAGAAAUUGCAACCACCGAUUCAAUCUCAACCCCAAAUGCCACCCAUUCAACGGCCUCUACCUACCGCGGUACCACCGAAAGCGUCCACUCUUUUUGGCGGGGACAGCGACGGUGACAGUGACGAUGAUGGGGGGUUAUUUGGUCGUCCAGCUCCGCCGGCGGCUCCAGCCUCUAAGCCUGCCUCGGUCACAGUGACUGAAACAGUGACGACCACUGCAACGAUCGCACCAGCUCAACCUCCCCAAACUCGCUUACACAGCUUGUUUCAAAGCCAAGACUACACGAACGAGUCGAGUGCCAACCUAUUCAGCACGCCCAAGUCGCCUCGAAGCGCAGCUGUGCAGCGAAACGCGAGCAGUUCCGCGGCACCAGCAAAAUCUCCUGCAACCAACCUUUUCGGUGGAGACGAAAGUGACAACGAAUCGAAUGCUGGAGAUCUCUUCGGUGCCCCACCGCCAAAACCCACUGCGACUGCCAAACCGCCACCUGCUGCAGGUCAGCUCCCCACCGCUCGCACACCGGUGCCAGAUCCCGUUGCAGUGAUUGCGCCAACUGAUGCCUCCACUAUUUCAAAACCGGCGGCAAAAGUCGACAGCGAUGACGACUGGAGUGACGACGACGGUGGUCUAUUCGGUCGUGCUUCAGUCGGCAUGUCCACCAAACCCCCUCUUGCAGCGGCAAAUCCGACGCCAAAUACUGCAAGCAAUGUGUUUGGUAGCGCCACUCAAUCAUCCAGCACCAGCUCGCUGUUUGGCGGUGCACCUCAACCAACGAGUUCGGCAUCGUUAUUUGGCAAUGCAGCAGCCACGCAUCAACCUGCGGCGACUCUAUCGAGCGCGUCCGCAGCAGCGAGCUCCAGCUCUUCAUUAUUCGGAGAUCCUCGAGUCGUCAGUGCUGCCUCAAACGUCGCAUCUACUGCUACUUUAAGUGACGCCAAGUCAUGGGCAACUUCGUCGAGCUCGUUGUUUGGUGACCAAUCGUCAGCCACGACCGCAGGGGCCGUGCUUCGAGCCGCGCCACCAGCAGCGAUACUCGGUACUGUCGCAACAGUGGCGUCGUCUUCGGCAGAUUUAUUUGGCAGCGACGCUGUGGCUUCCAGCAGUCUGUUUGGACAUUCGUCUACCUCCACCACAGCCCUCCCAACUUCUUCCUCGUCAACAAUAUUGAUUGGCGACGCACCUAAGCCUGUUGCACCAGCAGCGACGAGAGCGCCGCCUCCACCCACCGCGUCCCGGCUGUUCGAAGCGCAAGACUCCGACUCGGAUGGAUGGUCGGACGAUGAUGCAUCGCUUUUCGGCCCGCCUAAACGCAAAUAAUUCAAACAACUCGAAUUAGUGUUCCAA
Molecule: messenger RNA, 2978 nt
Organism: Aphanomyces invadans
Lineage: Eukaryota; Oomycota; Saprolegniomycetes; Saprolegniales; Verrucalvaceae
Exons: 2
Coding region: 24-2951 (975 amino acids)
Source: RefSeq, a predicted model, not a curated record